Molecule: messenger RNA, 588 nt
Organism: Melampsora larici-populina 98AG31
Lineage: Eukaryota; Fungi; Basidiomycota; Pucciniomycetes; Pucciniales; Melampsoraceae
Exons: 2
Coding region: 1-588 (195 amino acids)
Source: RefSeq, a predicted model, not a curated record
AUGGUAUUUCCACCUAUACUAGGCUACGUAACUAGCGGAAUCUUACCCGGGUUUGAAGCCAUUGCGUGUCAUGAUCGAAAGCCAGAUCCGAAUGCAAUCCCCGGAGGCGGCUCGACUUCUCUGAACGUGAAAGCAACUUCGAUAAUCUACUUCAAAACCAAUCUGGAAAUCGGGUACUUUCACAAGAUACCUGACUAUAUUGCUCAACAUGUACGAAGACACGGAUUUCUAAACAGUCACGAGAUCGAGCAUCUUAUCGACUCUAUGGUGUAUUUGGAAGAAAAAACUGACGACGUCAGAAAAGAUUGUUGCGAAGCUCGAGUCAUGCUUGUAUACAUUCGCACGAUGUUGCAUUCAGAAGAUCCCGAAGUGAUUGUUCACCGGGAAAUUUUGAAGCGUCAAGAAAAGUUGUCACGAAAACGUUACAAACGUUAUAAGCGCAACAUACGAGAAUAUCAAGAUGACACCGGGCUUCUAUGGGCACUAAUAGCUCAGGAAAUUAAACGCACCUGUGAUGUCGAAGAUGCUGCCGCUGCGAAUGGAAGGCAAGCUGAUGGCGCCGCGCCGCCCUACACUCAUACGCCUUAA